CACCGAUGGGCCGUUGACUGAGUGGCACAAUUGACUUUCUGUUGGAGCGUCGUCGUCGCCACCGUCCGCUCGUCCAGAAGACAAGAGAGGGCCGGCUGGCUGCAGAGACUGGAGGCGUCCGCGCAAAGACCAAGGACGUUUCAAGAGAACGGUCGUUAGGACAAUCGGAUCCUUUGCCGAAGUAGAAAAAAAAUGAACCACGCUUCCAUCUUGGGCGCUGUGGUCGUGCUCGGCUUCACCGUUUCGUCGAGUUUUGCCCUCCAAUGCUAUGUUUGCAACUCGAAGAACGACACCGAUUGUGGAUCGCCUCCGAGCGAGAGGCAUCUGAAGAAUUGCGACGAUCUUCACUACGAGAAUAACGAGAACGGGGAGAGUUUCAAAGUGUGCCGCUUACAAGUAAUGCAAAGCCCAACCCACGGACCAGCUUACGAUCGUCGUUGCGGAUGGAAGAAACACAACGAAAAUCGGGAAACUUGCAUCCUCACGCCUGACCCACAUCUCAAAGCGACGAACUGUGAAUGUCAUACAGAGGGGUGCAAUACGGCGGUCUGGACUCAACCGAGUAUGGCAGUGUUCUGGGUAUUCAUUGCCAUCGGCCUUAUAGCUUCCCGACGAGGCUCCUGAAUCGACUCCGUCAAUCACGGGCCGUACUUCCGCCUACCUAAUCUCUAAUGGUGCUUUAUUGCUAGUUCUCGGUAGUCGUGGGAUACACACAAAAACGAUUACGGUAAUCGAAGUGUUUGCAAUGAGGAAGUGCAAAAACACUUCAAUUGAGCGACUCGUUCACUAGGAAUAUUUCUGUAAAUAAAGAAAGAUUUUAAAAUUGAGGAA
Messenger RNA from Galendromus occidentalis (western predatory mite), 831 nucleotides. RefSeq lists its product as uncharacterized. The record is from RefSeq and is a predicted model, not a curated record. Bases 193 to 624 code for a protein of 143 amino acids. The transcript is spliced from 2 exons. Gene Ontology annotation, biological process: sleep; regulation of synaptic transmission, cholinergic; positive regulation of voltage-gated potassium channel activity. Lineage: Eukaryota; Metazoa; Arthropoda; Arachnida; Mesostigmata; Phytoseiidae.